UGUCAGGCUCUCAUUGCGGCUCCCCCCAUGGUUUUACUUCUUUUUAUAAAACCUGGGCAAGAGCACAUUUGUACAUCUGUGGUACAUCUCGAUGCAGCUGGGGAGACGUCAGAGAACAGCCGAGUGCAGCGUCACCACUGACGCUGAAGCGUAGUAAAGCCGAGCACCAACCAGAUGAAUGACCUGAAGCCAGCGUAGAGCAUUCACUUUUAGAGGACACGGCUACAGCACGAUGUACUGAAGCGGUUUAAGGUUUAGCCACAGAGUUUAUUGUCUUCCAACCUUCACGGCGCUUUUCGAAUUCUCACGUUCACCUGUUUGUGCGAUGGCAAGAGGAGAGGGCGCCGAGCAAUACGCAGCGGUUUUAUUGUCUGUGAAGCCUGUUGUAAACGCAGAGAUCAAGGCUAAGAAACCGAGGCAGAAAAAUGGUCUGUCUGUGUGGAACAAACUGUGUUACGCCAUUGGUGGUGCUCCCUACCAGAUGACAGGCAGCGCUCUGGGAUUCUUUCUCCAGAUCUACCUCCUGGACGUGGCACUGCUGGAUCCUUUCCACGCCUCGGUCAUCCUGUUUGUGGGGCGGGCCUGGGAUGCUGUCACUGACCCCACUGUGGGCUUCUUGGUGAGCCGGAGCAGGUGGACUCGCAUCGGACGCAUGAUGCCAUGGAUCCUUUUAUCUACACCUUUGGCAGUGCUGACAUAUUUUCUGAUAUGGUAUGUGCCUCCAUUUGAACAAGGCAAAGUCCUCUGGUACCUGGUGUUUUACUGCCUAUUCCAGUCAAUGCAAACGUGUUUCCAUGUUCCGUACUCGGUCCUCACCAUGUUCUUAAGCAAACAUCAGAAAGAACGGGACUCUGCCACUGCCUAUCGUAUGAUGGUGGAAGUGUUGGGAAAUGUUCUGGGUACAGCCAUCCAAGGUCAAAUAGUGGGCGGGGCUACUGCAGACUGUCCUACGGAGACAACAAAUUCCUCCCAGAUCAACAAAACCAAAAUCUCACUAGAAGAUACGAAACAAGCCUACAUGUUUGCAUCUGGUGUCAUCUGUUGCAUCUACAUCGUCUGUGCUGUUGUCCUGUUCUUGGGUGUAAAGGAGCAAAAAGACAACGGAGAGAAAAAGUCUGCGCCUCUCACUUUCCAGCGUGGACUAUGGCUGGUGAUGAGCCACAGCUCAUAUGUAAAACUGGUUAUCAGCUUCCUUUUCACAUCGCUGGCCUUUAUGCUCAUAGAGGGAAACUUUGCCCUUUUCAUCAUGUACGCUCUUGGCCACAGAAAUGACUUUCAGAACAUUCUUCUUGUAAUCAUGUUGUCUGGCAGUCUGACCAUUCCUUGCUGGCAAUGGUUCCUUACUCGCUUUGGCAAGAAGACAGCUGUUUAUAUUGGCAACUCUUGGGCAAUUCCUUUUAUGAUCCUUAUAGUUUCCAUUAAAAGCAACUUGAUCAUUUCCUACAUGGUGUCAGUAGCUGCUGGAGUGAGUGUAGCAGCAUCAUUCCUAUUGCCCUGGUCCAUGCUUCCAGAUGUGGUGGAUGACUUCAAACUUAAAAAUCCAGAUGUUCAUGGACACGAAGCAAUCUUCUAUUCUUUCUACGUCUUCUUCCUUAAAUUUGCCUCUGGCAUCUCUUUGGGCAUCUCCACUCUCAGUUUAAAAUUUGCAGGAUAUGUGACCGGAGCUUGCUCCCAGCCGGAGUCGGUUAGUUUAACCCUGAAGAUGCUGGUUUGUCCUGUGCCACUGGUACUCAUUGUUUUUGGACUGCUAAUAUUAAAAACAUACCCUAUAGAUGAAGAAACCAGAAAAUGCAAUCAAAAACAACUGCAGGAAAUUCUGGACUCUGAAUCUGAUUCUGAAUCGUCAAUACUCGGGAGCAGUGUUUAGUACAGCCUGUACUGGGCUUGACAUUUUUGCACCUGUUGAAGCAAACCCUAGACCAAGGACCACAGCUGCCUCUACCAGAAAAACUCCCAUGGAGCCCCCUGGUGGCAAAAUGGUGUUGGUUCUCCACAUGAUGAAAUAUUAUUUUCCAAAGAGCUUUAGUUUCAAGGUCUGCAUUGUUACAUUAUGAAUUUGGGGUUCUGAUGUCGGUGGCUACUAGUUCAUCCCUUGGUUUACUCCAUGUGAGGAGUAGAGCUGUUUCUCUUGUCAAAUGUGUAGCAAUUCAGACGGUCUGAAUUGCCAAUUUGUGCCCUUAUUUUGAAGGGUCCACCAGCACUAUUCCACUGAAUGAGGCUGAAGCUGUGCCAGUUUCUACACAUUAUUUUAUAUUCCACAUCUAAAUGUGAAAUCUACUUGAAUUCAAAUGAUGGGGAAGGCACAUGACACCAACUAUAUCUAUUUGACUAAAUCACUGCCUUACACUCUGUCUGAGAUGAGAUUAUUUUGUCUUUUCUUUUUGCUACAUGCAAGGAGGAAAUACAUUUUGAAUGAAGCUUGAUGAUUUCAUAGUCAGAACACAGAAUACCUCAAAGUAUUUUAGCAACACUUAUUCAAACCACUUCUUGCUUAAAUUAAUUAUUUAUUGUAAGCGAUACAGAUGGUAAUUCUCCUGUGGAAUUAAAUAUUUAAAUUAUUUAUUAAAACUUGUUGCUCAAAAUGUAAGACAAAGAUGUAGGUAUAUAUUCCUGUAGAGAUUUGUACUGAACACAAAGCCUGUGUUCAAGUUGCUGCUGUAAAAUGCGAUGUAAAAACAGAUAACUUUAAUCUGUGAAUUUAUUUGUUGUGUUGAAUGUUUGUAAAAUGUUUUCUUGAAUGUUACUUUUGAAUAAAAAAAACAAAACAAAA
Boleophthalmus pectinirostris (great blue-spotted mudskipper) is the source of this 2770-nucleotide messenger RNA. RefSeq names its product sodium-dependent lysophosphatidylcholine symporter 1-B-like. The record is from RefSeq and is a predicted model, not a curated record. Gene Ontology annotation, molecular function: lysophospholipid:sodium symporter activity. Gene Ontology annotation, cellular component: membrane. The transcript has 14 exons. NCBI's taxonomy places the organism in Eukaryota, Metazoa, Chordata, Actinopteri, Gobiiformes, Gobiidae. The coding region runs from base 326 to 1867 and encodes 513 amino acids. Gene Ontology annotation, biological process: carbohydrate transport.